GCCGUCCCGCCCCCGCCUCCCCCGAACCCCGCGCGUAGCUUCCCCUGCGCCCCGCGACCCCGCAGCUUCCGCCCACCCAAUCCCUACCCACGGAGCCCUGCGCUUCGCGUUCCCAGAGUCCCCGCGCCUCCCGCUCCCGGACGCUCGGGUCUCCCGCACGCUCCCCAAACUUCCUACGGCGGUAGGCCAGCGCCAGCUCCACCGCGCUAUGGCCGCCCCCGACCUGUCCACCAACCUCCAGGAGGAGGCCACCUGUGCCAUCUGCCUCGACUACUUCACGGACCCGGUGAUGACCGACUGCGGCCACAACUUCUGCCGCGAGUGCAUCCGGCGCUGUUGGGGCCAGCCCGAGGGCCCGUACGCCUGCCCCGAGUGCCGCGAGUUGUCUCCGCAGCGAAACCUGAGGCCCAACCGCCCGCUCGCUAAGAUGGCCGAGAUGGCGCGGCGCCUGCACCCGCCGUCGCCGGUCCCGCAGGGCGUGUGCGCCGCGCACCGGGAGCCGUUGGCUGCCUUCUGCACUGACGAGCUGCGCCUGCUGUGCGCGGCCUGCGAGCGCUCCGGGGGACACUGGGCGCACAGGGUGCGCCCGCUGCAGGAUGCGGCCGAGGAUCUCAAGGGCAAGCUAGAGAAGUCUCUGGAGCACCUGCGGAAGCAAAUGGAGGACGCAUUGCUGUUUCAGGCCCAGGCGGAGGAGACCUGCGCUUUGUGGCAGAAGAUGGUAGAGACCCAGCGGCAGAAUGUGCAUACGGAGUUCGAACGGCUGCGCCGCCUACUGGCGGAAGAGGAGCAGCGGCUGCUGCAGAGGCUGGAGGAGGAGGAACUGGAGGUGCUGCCCCCGCUGCGGGAGAGCGCAGCCCGGCUGGGGCAGCAGAGUGCCCAGCUGGCCGAGCUCAUUGCUGAGCUGGAGGGUCGCUGCCAACUGCCAGCGCUGGGGCUGCUGCAGGACAUCAGGGACACUCUGCGCAGGGUCCAGGACAUGAAACUGCAGCCACCCAAAGUGGUGCCCAUGGAGAUGAGGACGGUGUGCAGGGUUCCGGGUCUGGUGGAGGCCCUGCGGAGGUUCCGAGGGGACGUGACACUGGAUCCUGACACCGCCAACCCUGAGUUGGUCCUAUCAGAGGACAGGCGGAGUGUGCGGCGGGGGGACCUGCGGCAGGUUCUGCCUGACAGCCCUGAGCGCUUCGACCCCGGGCCCUGUGUGCUGGGCCGGGAGCCCCUGACUUCCGGCCGCCACUACUGGGAGGUGGAGGUGGGCGAGCGGGCCAGCUGGGCCCUGGGUGUCUGCAGGGAGAAUGCCAACCGCAAGGAGAAGGGCGAGCUCUUCGCCGGCAACGGGUUCUGGAUCCUGGUGUUCCUGGGGGGCUUCUACAACUCCUCCGAGCCAGCCUUUGCUCCCCUGCGGGACCCACCCCGGCGCGUGGGCAUCUUUCUGGACUAUGAGGCUGGGCACCUGUCCUUCUACAGCGCUACUGAUGGGUCGCUCCUGUAUGCCUUCCCUGAGACGCCCUUCUCAGGAACGCUGCGGGCUCUAUUCUCCCCAUUGUCCAGCAGCCCAACCCCCAUGACCAUUUGCAGGCCCAAGGGUGGCCCUGGGGAUGGGCUGGCUCCGCAGUGAGCAGGCCUCUCGACCUUUUCCUAUCUUUGGGUCUUUGAGGGUGUCCUGAGCCACAGAGGGUGACCUGAGCCAUGGGAGGAGCUCCCAGUGUUGCUUAAUGAGUGUGGUAAACCUUUCUCCCCAUCACUCCCUGGAAGCCAUGUGCGAGUGUGGGGCCAUCAAGGUCCUCUCCCGGGAGACCUUCCACAGCCAUUCGGUGUCGAGACCCCAUUACCAGUGCAUUGCUCACAGCCCUGUGUAGAGCCUGACCCUGGGGCCCCGACAACCCUGGGGCUGCACCCCAAGAGAGCGGUUCUGUGAGGCUGCUGGGGGUGAGAAGAGCCCACCAGCCUGUUUCGGGGUCUGGUCCUAGAAAAUGGGGACGGGCUGUGGUUGCCUCAUUAGGGUGCAGCAGAUCUCAGGAGGGGGGAUGUGGGAAAGGUCAAAGGAAGAAAACAGAUGCAGACGGUGCUGAAUGAGGGGCCAAGUAACCUGGACACGGGCCCUUAAGUCUCCCAGCGCAGACUACUUGCAGCUUCUGCAGAAGGCGUCUUCCCACCUGGGAGGUGUGCGCUGGCUCUGUGGCCCCAGAGUGAUGCUCUGGUCCUGCCUGGGCGAGGGGCAAGGUCUCGGAGAACUCACACUUGCAGAAUCCAGGAUUCACUUUUUGCUAAAGUUUUGGUGCUUCACAAGAAGGAGUGGGGCAGCAUCUCUGCACCUCGAGAUUCUGUCUAUUGUAAGAACUGUCCUCACAGUGAAUAAACUUAACUGUUGACUGUA
Molecule: messenger RNA, 2374 nt
Organism: Hipposideros armiger (great roundleaf bat)
Lineage: Eukaryota; Metazoa; Chordata; Mammalia; Chiroptera; Hipposideridae
Gene: TRIM11
Product: tripartite motif containing 11
Exons: 6
Coding region: 209-1615 (468 amino acids)
Molecular function (GO): protein binding; zinc ion binding
Source: RefSeq, a predicted model, not a curated record